AUGUCACAAGAAAGAAAGAAGAUAAAAGAGAAGAAAGAGUACCUUAAAGGAAUUAAAACUUGCAAGACGAUAAGUUGUAGAGAAGCAAGGAAGAGAGAGGCAGACUUUAUGGGGCUAAUCCAAAGUCGGAGAAAGAGAGCAGUGAAUAUUAAGAGAGGAGGUGAUGAGAUGAGAGAAGAAGUGGAGGGGGGUUUAGGUUUAGGAAUAAGAGCAGAAGGCGUUGGAGGCGAUGAGGCACAGAUAGAUCAGUCGUCUCUGGAACCGUAA
Dovyalis caffra is the source of this 267-nucleotide messenger RNA. The record is from the annotation of a GenBank genome assembly. NCBI's taxonomy places the organism in Eukaryota, Viridiplantae, Streptophyta, Magnoliopsida, Malpighiales, Salicaceae.